Messenger RNA from Cataglyphis hispanica, 2982 nucleotides. RefSeq names its product acyl-CoA:lysophosphatidylglycerol acyltransferase 1-like. Bases 376 to 1503 code for a protein of 375 amino acids. Gene Ontology annotation, cellular component: endomembrane system. The record is from RefSeq and is a predicted model, not a curated record. The transcript has 7 exons. Lineage: Eukaryota; Metazoa; Arthropoda; Insecta; Hymenoptera; Formicidae. Gene Ontology annotation, molecular function: acyltransferase activity.
CUUUCCUAUUGAUUCCUACUUAAAUCACGCAUGCGCAGAUGCUUACUUUUAUAUGUUUUACAUACUUUAUGGGGUCAAUUUUUCGGUCAGUAUAUAAGGGAGUUAGCAAUCUAGUAUUGUAUAGAAGUCUGUGUAUAGAACACAAAAAUAGAAACUACAGCAAAAAAAAACGAUGUAUAAUAUAAUAUUUCUUCAACACAAUAGAGAGCACCAUUUAAAUCAGUGUAGUUCUUGAUAUGUAAACAAUUUGUUGAACUGCGUGUUUCGUACGGGAUAAUGAUUUAUUAUGUAAGCUGCAUAUGAGAAGAAGGCUAUGGUGAGAAAAAAGUGUACGAAAUUUCCUCGAUUUUUUGCAACGGAUGGUGGUUUUCAAAAAUGACUGACUCUGCCUCCUCUACUUUCGUCAGAAUAAUUAGCAACGUAGUGACUUUAUUGAAAUGUGUUGCUCGGACGGCAUUUGUGAUAUUGAACAAUGUCUACUGUAUACCUACAUAUGCAGUAUGGAUGAUGUUAUUGUUUCCUGUAAAAGUAUAUCAACCUCAAGUGUAUUGGCGAAUCGAGGGCCUAUUUUUUCACUGGUUGUUGGCAAUGGUAUCAAUGUGGACUUGGUCUGCAGGUUACGACAUAAUAGAACAAGGUGAUGACAUACAGCAGAUUAUAAAUGAAAAAACAUUAGUUAUAGCAAAUCAUCAGAGUACUGGUGAUGUUCCUAUAUUAAUGACAACAUUUAAUGCCAAACCAAAUGUUUUACCCAAUUUAAUGUGGAUAAUGGAUAGAGUAUUCAAAUUUACUAACUUUGGAAUUGUUUCUAUAUUACAUCAAGAUUUCUUUAUUGUAUCAGGCCGCAAACGAAGGGAAGAAAGUUUAAAACAAUUAGAGAAACAUCUUAAAGAUUCUUAUAUACCACGGGAUAGAAAAUGGAUGGUACUUUUCCCAGAAGGAGGUUUUCUGUGCAAAAGACGGGAAACUUCGCAAAAAUAUGCUAAAAAAAAUAAUUUACCUAUUCUUGAAAAUGUAACUUUGCCAAGAGUAGGAGCCAUGCAAACGAUAUUUGAUACUCUUGGACCAGCAUCAAGCAAGAAUAUGCAAGAUCAACAAUUAAACAGUCGACCAAAUAUGACAGUAGCUAAGCCAGAAAUUAGUUGGAUUCUUGACAUAACAAUAGCGUAUCCUCAAGGUAAACCACUUGACUUACCUACUAUUAUAACUGGUUCGAGAUCCCCGUGUGAGACGGUAUUAUUCUAUCGACUUUUUCCUAGUUCAGUGGUUCCUCGCGAACCAGAACAAUUAUCUAAAUGGUUGUAUGAGAGAUGGGUAGAAAAAGAAGCGCUCUUGGAGCAUUUUUAUAAAUAUGGAACGUUUCUUGGUACAAAAGGAUCAGACAGAAGUGGUUCCAAAGUACAUCAGGAUCCACUAAGAUUCCUAGUCCUUCAUUUAUUCUUCAUAACUUCUAGUUAUAUUCAUUAUAGUAUGCUUGCAUACGUGCUAUCUUACUUUUGGUAAGAUAUUUUAUACAUCAUGUACAAUGAUCAAUGUUUAUGAAACAAUGUUUAUAAAGGAAAUCACAGAGAGAGAGAGAGAGAGAGAGAGAGAGAGAGAGAGAGAGAGAGAAAGAGUAACGAAGUAAGAUAUCCUUGCCUUAAAUGAACACUAAUAUCUAUGAGAACAAUUCUAAUAAAUAUGUGCGAAUUAUCACAAAUUUAGGAAGCAAACCUAAUAUAAAAAAAUUACUUGCGUAUAACGAUUAUUUUUAUUUAAUAUGUAAUACAAUUGAAAGCUAUUUAAGUAUUUAUAACUUAUGUUGUGCUAUUGAUUAAAGCUGAUAAUAUUAGCAUGUUUUAAAUUUAAUUUCACAAAAUAUUAAUACCUUUUACAUUUAUUAAAAAUAAACAUUGUAAAUAAAUCAAAUAAGUCGUCUCUAUAAUUGAUUAUUACAUAUUUAAAAAUAUUUUUAUUAUACCAUAUAUUUUUUAAAUUACAAAAUUUAUUAAUUUUAAGUCACAAAGUUGGUUUCAAGAAUCAAUGUACUCUUGUGUUUUCACUAAUUUGAUUAAAUACUCUGAGAACAAAAUUUUUGAGCAUGCGCAGGUUUGUAGAUUUGUAAUCUUUAUUUGAAAUAUAUAUGCAUAUGUAUCUGUGUGUAAGGUGUGUGAGGUUUUAUACAUAUACAUAUAUAUAUAUAUAUAUAUAUAUAUAUAUAUAUAUAUAUAUAAAAUCCAAUGGGAAGAAUUAUAUGCCUAGGUCAAGAAAUUGACAUCAAUAAUGAUUUCAAUCAUAUAUAUAUAAGACGGUACACAAAAUUAAUAUAAAUUUUUAAAAAUACACAUACAUAUAUGAAAAUAAAUUCCUGGUGUACAAUAUUGAAAUAUAUAUGUAUAUAUUGAUUCUUUUAUAAAAAUGUUAUAAUAUUUCUUGCUUUAGAAUCUUGCAAACAUGUAAACGACAUAGUAUAUGAAUUAAUAAUCGAUUUGAGGCAAUUCCACGAAUAAUUUGCAUAUUUUGUCUGCAUAAUAAAUGUUAUAUCCAAUUUUAUAGAUACUCAAGUGGUAUAUGCGAUAAUUCACAUUAACUUUAAUUAUUUUCACUUACAAUGUAUGCAUAUGUUCACACAUUUAUUUGCACAUACAUCUGAAACUUGGCAGCGUAAUAAAAAAAAAAACUUAUAAUACAUAGAGUUACAUGCGUAUUUAAUAGUAUAAUAAGUUUAUUAUAGGUUAAUUAGAUGUUCUAUGUAAAAUGUGAUUACAAUGUAUAAUAGCGAGAAGAAUUUCUACUGCUGUGCAGGCUAGAAUUUUUCAAAAAAAGUAUCCAGUCAUUUGUGAUAGGUUAGCGAAGAAAAUAUUUUUCAAGGAAAAAAUGGUCCAUUCUAUAAGCAUAAUGUUUUUACAUUGUAGAAAUUUUGUAAUAAUAAGUUCGUAAUUGUAUUGAUAAAAAUUAGAAAAGUAAUAUGUUAAGAAAUUAAAAAUAAAAAUGAAGAACAGA